This is a messenger RNA of Lates calcarifer (barramundi perch), 2983 nucleotides long. It is a transcript of the gene gal3st1b, whose product is annotated as galactose-3-O-sulfotransferase 1b. Gene Ontology annotation, cellular component: membrane. The record is from RefSeq and is a predicted model, not a curated record. Bases 51 to 1448 code for a protein of 465 amino acids. Gene Ontology annotation, biological process: galactosylceramide biosynthetic process; myelination. Gene Ontology annotation, molecular function: galactosylceramide sulfotransferase activity. The transcript is spliced from 3 exons. NCBI's taxonomy places the organism in Eukaryota, Metazoa, Chordata, Actinopteri, Centropomidae.
GGGAGGGGAAUUCACAUCUGAUUUCUUUGAACUCUCACAGCCAAUGAGACAUGACUUCAGAGCAUGUGUACAGUUUAACAAUAGAGGAUUUCCUUUCACCUUGCAGAAAACCCUUGCCUAAACACUGCCUGCUAAUGCUGCGUCUGAAGGUGCCUCUUUGGGUUUUAGUAAUGUCUGGCAAAAAAGGAAUUAAGUGCACACCUGUAGUACGAGGGCUGUUACUCUGGGUUUUACUGACCAACAUCGUACUGGUGCUCUACUGCUUCAACCCAACUCAAGUGAAGAUCAGGGGCCACCAGGAGGACACAUGUCCUCUCAGCAUGGCAGGAUUGUUGAAGAACAAUGUGACCACCCCCUCUCAAAGCACCAAAUCCCAGUCAGAAGGGUGCACCCCCGCAGUCAACAUCAUGUUCAUGAAGACCCAUAAAACUGCUAGUAGCACUAUACUCAACAUUCUGUUCAGAUUUGGUGAAAAGCACAAGCUCAAAUUUGCCUUCCCUGAUGGACGCAAUGACUUCUUCUACCCAUCGCCUUUCCUUUGCUCCCAGGUGAAGGGCUACAGGCCCGGAGAGUGUUUCAAUAUUGUUUGUAACCACAUGCGCUUUGACCACCAAGAAGUGGCCAAGCUUUUGCCUCCGGAUGCCGUGUACAUCACCAUCUUGCGUGACCCAGUGGAUCUCUUUGAGUCGUCCUUCCAUUAUUAUCACAAAACAGUUCCUCUGACAUGGAGGAUCAAUGGAGAGAAUAAACUGAUGGAGUUUCUAAGCAAUCCUCGGACCUUCUACAGCCCAGAGGCCUACAACUCAUUCUAUCUUAAAAAUCUGCUCUUUUUUGACUUUGGCUUUGAUAACGAUGUCAAAGCUGAUGAUCCUCGUGUAAUGAGCCAUAUUCAUAACUUAUCAAAACACUUUGAUCUGGUCCUUAUAGCAGAAUAUUUUGAAGAGUCUCUCAUCCUGCUUAAGGACAAACUCUGUUGGACCAUGGAGGACAUUAUAUAUUUUAAGCUAAAUGCUCGCAAGAGUUCAUCUGUUUCUCGACUGACUCCCGAGUUCAGAGCCAAAGCUCUGGAGUGGAACGGGGCUGACUGGAGGCUCUAUCAGCACUUUAAUGCUACCUUCUGGGCCAAAGUAGAGGCCUACGGGAAAGAAAGAAUGAAACAGGAGGUAAAUGAGCUGAGGAGAAGAAAUGCAGAGAUGAAGGCCAUCUGUCUCGAGGGUGGAAAUGCAGUCGAGCCCCAAAAGAUUCAGAACAAACGUUUCAUGCCCUGGCAGCCCGUUGGAGAGUCUUCUAUCCUGGGGUACAACAUGAAGAAAGACACUGAUCCCAAAUUCAGGACAAUUUGUGAAAAAAUGCUCACACCUGAAAUACAGUACUUAUCAGAAUUGGGUGUAAGCCUGUGGCUUACCCGAUUAUGGGGUUGGUUUAAAGAUACUGUUUUUACAGUUUGACUUGGAUUAAAAUACUUUAUAAACUGAAAUACAGCGAUAGAAAUCCAUGCAACAUGUAUAUAUGAUGCCUAUUUAUAACAAGUCUUUCCCUCUCAUUUUAGUACAUUUUGCAAGUUUUCUUUUGAGUAAUAUUAUAUGUUCAUAUUACAGAGAAGCUGAACUCCUCUUUAGAAGCACAUUCAGGAAAUUCUCAUCACUCCCAAAUAGGCCUACAGAUGGCACAGUUAUCUUAGAUACCUCCACUCAUCAUCUAUAGGUCCAGGCUUAAAGUAUGAACAGGAAUAUUCCUCUAUGUUGUACCUAAAUCAGUCAAAUUCUGCUCACUUCCUUGUUAAGAUUUACAUAUUCAAUAUCUAAGAAUGUUACGAAGGAUGUAGUUUUCUGUCAUGGGCUCAGGUGCUAAUUUUUUUGUUCAUUCAAAAUGGUGUGUGACAGCUGCCACUGAGCCACCAGUUUUAGCUUUUUUGUUGCUGAGAGUACCCUUCCUGUUAUUCAAAGGGACAAGAAGUGUUAAGAGUGCCAUCUAAAGGCCUGACACUCAAGAGCAGCUGUUUGUGAUGCAUUUGAAUGGUUGUGGCCUUGUCUGACCCUGUUCUGCUGGUUUACAUAAGCUUCACUGAUACGUCCACCCUAAACUAAAAAUAUCCUUACAUUGGAUAUAGCUGAAUCCUCAGCAUCAGGCUAGGAAAGUCUUUUAUGUCAACUGAGAAGCUGAGUUUCACUAGUUAGUUCUGUUUUCAUCACAAUGUAACAUAUCUUUAAAUCCAUCUACAAAGGACACAUUCUUUCCCUGCAGCUUGAAAAUGUAGGCCCAUCCUCUGGGUAAAAAUUAUUUAUGAUAGAGGUGCUUGAACCUGAUACACAAGACACGUGGUAGCUAAUUACAGAGACCUAAUGUACAGUAUUGUCUGCAUGAGACCGAUUUACUUGAGUGAUAAAAUGUAUAAGCUGUGUAUUUACUGUAGCUCUGAAUUCUGCCAGCCCUAAGGGGUCCUUUAUGUUUUGUAAAUGUGUGCAGUUUGUAAUUUGUUUUGUAAUAUGCUAUGUACAUGCAAGUUGUAAUAAGUAUUACUGUAAUACUUUUGUUAUUUGACACAUAUGGACUUUCUCAUAAAUUGGAUAUAAUGCUUGCUAUACUAUGGGCAUUCAGGUCUCAAAAUCAGCCUUUACUGCAUGUAAAACAUCCUUUUUUUUAACACAUUGUCUGUCAUACUGCACUGCAUAAUGACUUAGACUAGACUUUAUUGAUCCCUUGGGAUGACUCCCUCAGGGAAAUUAAGCAUCACCAAAAUGAAUGUUUUGCAAAGAAAUGCCAAUUUCUGCCAACCCACAUUGUCAUCUGCAUCUCUGUUCAAUUUCUCUCUAAUGUAUUGGAAUCAUUUACCAAAUAAUGACAAAGAAGAUACAUCAAAGCCUAGAGGAACAGCUGUGGUUCUAUGACAAGGAUAAAAGAAUCCAUCCACUGUGGGGUUUUUUUAAGCCUGCUUGUUUUACUAGAAAUAACUGUUACACAUAAAUACUUUCAUACCUCUUUA